This is a messenger RNA of Carya illinoinensis, 3362 nucleotides long. Its product is annotated as polygalacturonase At1g48100-like. The transcript has 7 exons. NCBI's taxonomy places the organism in Eukaryota, Viridiplantae, Streptophyta, Magnoliopsida, Fagales, Juglandaceae. The record is from RefSeq and is a predicted model, not a curated record. Gene Ontology annotation, biological process: carbohydrate metabolic process. Gene Ontology annotation, molecular function: polygalacturonase activity. The coding region runs from base 1709 to 3121 and encodes 470 amino acids.
AUAUUAUACUAACGUGUAAUACUCGUUGAUUUCUAGAUCAGUUCUUUAAUGCUGUCAUGUCGACACAGUAUGAUAGAAUUAUAAUGAUAAUAGACUAGCAUAUUAUAAUACUUUUAUUGUUAAGAAUUAUGCUAUAUACUGCGCUACUCUCAUCCUAGUUUUAUUACGGUAUAUCGAGAUGACAUUGUCUAUCAACCAUUACAUCAAUUCCAAGUUUUUGUAUAUAUAUAAUUUGGUUUGAAGGGUCACAUGAGAUAUAAAGGCAUGGGACUCAAGAGUUAUCUUUUUUUAGCCUUUUGGACGUACGAAUUAGCCAUAGGAAUUGGACAUGGACAGUACCCGUGGAUGGUUUAAUGCUAGCUGUUGCAUGUCUCAGACCUACUACGUACAUGCAUCUUAGCUACAUACAUAGCCACAAGGAGCUAAACAACAACAAGAAGUCACGAGUUGUAUGCUUUUUGCAUCAAAUCCUCCCACAUCCACCCAUUGCUUCAGCUGAUUUUUUUUAUUUAUUUAUUCUCUCAUUCCCACAUCUCCAAACUAUAACAGGACACGUGAUCUCUCUCAUCAAUAAAGGAGUUCACGAAGCAACAAUUAAUUAAUGAAAAUAUAAUAUAUCAAUGGUAUCCACAUGAAAUGUAGUAAAUGCAUGCAUGAUAUGGGAUGACGAUACAUGAUGUGACAUCCACAUGGCCUUAAUUUAAGCUGAAUGUACUGAUCAAGGUAUAUACAAAACAUCUCGAUCAAUAUUAAUUGAUGUUUGAUUUAGCUGACGAUAGAGAUAAGGGAGGCCGAGUUAAUGGGGAGAGAGUUCAGUAAUACAAAUAAACAUGGCAUAAAAUCAUCGUAAUCUACAUAUACUGUAGUGUUUGGAAAUUUCUUAGUUGUCUACACUUCUAUGUAUCUUCCUUUUCGAUAUGAUUCCCUCUUAUAUACACUAUUAAGGCCAGGAAAAUUGCUGUAUUCAUGAUGAUGAUGAUGAAAACUUUGAAGAUUCGCGCGCGCGCAUAUAUAUAUAUAUAUAUAAGGUAUGAGAUUUUAAGUUCAGAGCUAGCUAUGAUCUGGGUGCCGCUCAUUAGGUUAAAACCAAACGGGAAACUGUCGUUCGAAUGGAUAUUAUAUCUGGGUGCUCAGUGCACAGGAGAUGCUUUGAACGACAGCACAAAUUAAGACAAGAAACCAUAAAGAAUACAUUUAAGUUUUGGCACUCCUUUCUAGGAUAUGAUAGGGCCUAAAAAAUCAGUUCACAAGCUUAAAAGUACUGUUGAAGAUUCAAUUCCUCACAGCUUGAUCACCUCAUCACUAAAGAACAACAGGGCAGAAAACAUGAAAUCUUUGGACCAUAUGAAAUUGAAACUAAAUGAGGGAAAAUAAAAUGAGAGAACAAUGAAGGGUGAGAGACGAUCCACAUCCACUGAAGGACAAAGACUACUUUGCUAAGGUUGCCAUAGAAGACCAACCUCCAAGAGCUCUACAAAAGCCUCCAACCGUUCUCCGAGGGACAAUGACAUCACAAUCAACUGUAACUUGACAGGUGUCAACCGUUAGGCAUGAGAUUAGUUCUUCUGAGAAACGCUCGGUUGAAUAUAAAUAGGAACACUUGGGCAGCAUUCUGUGGUGCUACCUGCUCAAACAUUAAGAGGCAUUCUUCAGAAACCCACAGGGUUGAAAGAUUGUCUUCAUAUAAGCCUUCAAAAAUUUGCUUCUCAUGGAACUUGCUCGCACGCUCCUUGUCAUAUGGAUCACGGCGAGCCUUUUCUUCCAGAAUUCAAGCAAUGUGGAAGGAAGAUACCAUUACCACAAGAAGCCGAAGGCUAAAAGCUCCCCUGCUCCUCCCUCUGAAUCUCAAGACCCUUCAUCCCCUGCUAAUCCCCCUUCUGCUCCUUCUGACCCGAACCCAAAUGACCCUGGAAGUUCUAACAACAACGGGGUUUUCGAUGUAACAUCUUUUGGGGCAGUCGGAGAUGGUUGUACCGAUGACACUGCUGCAUUCACAGCAGCAUGGAAAGCAGCUUGUGCAGUAGAAUCAGGAGUGGUCCUAGCCCCAGCUGACUAUCGUUUCAUAAUUACUUCAACAAUCUUCUCAGGGCCAUGCAAGCCAGGACUUGUAUUCCAAGUGGAUGGAGUCAUAAUGCCACCGGAUGGACCAGAUUCCUGGCCAAAAGCAGACAGCCGGAAACAAUGGCUCGUGUUUUACCGACUUGACCAGAUGUCUUUCACAGGAAAAGGAACCAUUGAAGGGAAUGGCCAGAAGUGGUGGGAGCUCCCAUGCAAGCCUCACAGGGGGCCCAAUGGAUCGACAAUGCCAGGACCAUGCGACUCUCCUGCAUUAAUUAGGUUCUUCAUGAGCUCAAAUUUGGUGGUCAGCAAUUUAAAGAUCGAAAAUAGUCCUCAGUUCCAUAUGAAAUUUGAUGGCUGUGAAGGAGUAUUGAUAGACAAAUUGUCCAUCUCUUCACCUAAACUUAGCCCCAAUACUGAUGGGAUCCACAUUGAGAACACCAAGACUGUUGGAAUAUACAACUCCAUGAUAGCCAAUGGCGAUGAUUGCAUUUCCAUUGGACCCGGGUGUUCAGAUGUUGACAUUGAGGGUGUAACUUGCGGGCCUAGUCACGGGAUCAGCAUUGGAAGCCUUGGAGUGCACAAUUCCCAGGCAUGUGUUUCUAAUAUAACAGUCAGAAACGCAGUCAUCAAGGAAUCGGACAAUGGGCUCAGAAUCAAGACAUGGCAAGGCGGGAUGGGUUCUGUGACAGGCAUAGCAUUCGAGAACAUCCAAAUGGAGAAUGUCAUGAACUGCAUAAUCAUAGACCAGUAUUACUGCAUGUCAAAGGCAUGUUUAAACCAAACAUCAGCUGUACAUGUCGACGACAUUUCCUUCAGGAACAUAAAGGGCACCUACGAUGUGCGCCAGCCCCCCAUACAUUUUGCAUGCAGUGACACAAUUCCCUGCACAAAUAUAACACUCUCAGAGGUGGAGCUUUUCCCACAGGAAGGGGAGCUGUUGGAUGAUCCAUUCUGCUGGAAUGCCUACGGAAAUCAGGAAACCUUGACUAUACCUCCCAUUAAUUGCUUGCGAGAUGGGGAACCUCAGACUGUGGCAGAGCUUUCAGCAUUUAGUUGCUAAGACAGUGAGUGAACUGGUUUUGGUUAUUGGUUUUUGAUAUAGAAUUAAGAAUACUGUAUAGAGCCCAAAGGGUCCUUAUCUGUUAUGGGUCUUUAUUUAUUACUUAGGCUCCAUCCCUAUUUGGGUUUCCUGCCCUUAUUGUGUGAUGAGAUAUGGAAAUGGGUCUACCCUUUUGGCCUAUAUUGUAAUAGAUUUGAUGCAUACUUGUUAUAUGCAAUUAUUGGCAGUUUGAAUUUCAUAA